AUGUUGAUCCCAACAUAUAUCGCCUAUGCGGCCAUUCUCUGUCUAUUCCUCAUCGCACCAGCAAUCGGAAUUUUUUGCGUCUACACGGAGAGAUGCUGUAAAAAGCAAGGAGAUGAAGAGCCAAAGGAAACAAGCGAGGCUCGAGUGAUAUUGGUGAUGCCGGCCGAUUGUCUAAGAGAUGAAGAUCCAAUCUCUCAUUACGAUGAUCUCCCACCAUCGUAUCACGAACUUUUCCCGAGUUGUUCG
Molecule: messenger RNA, 246 nt
Organism: Mesorhabditis belari
Lineage: Eukaryota; Metazoa; Nematoda; Chromadorea; Rhabditida; Rhabditidae
Source: the annotation of a GenBank genome assembly